Blastomyces dermatitidis ER-3 is the source of this 7475-nucleotide messenger RNA. RefSeq names its product isovaleryl-CoA dehydrogenase. The record is from RefSeq and is a predicted model, not a curated record. Lineage: Eukaryota; Fungi; Ascomycota; Eurotiomycetes; Onygenales; Ajellomycetaceae. The transcript is spliced from 5 exons. Gene Ontology annotation, molecular function: acyl-CoA dehydrogenase activity; flavin adenine dinucleotide binding. The coding region runs from base 5506 to 6936 and encodes 476 amino acids.
CUUUUUUCGCUCCUCGAAUUUCGCUAUUAUUAUUAUCUAUUACUCUGUGUGUGUGUGGGUGUCGCUAGCUAGGGCUUGCUUUCCUGUUUGUAACCCUAAUCUGAUUCGAUCAGAUAUGGCUGCCCCUCACUGACCGCUCUCUGCAGACUGUGCUUAGAAUUCAUCAUGUUCAACGCAGUUCUCCGUGCGCGGCGCGUUUGUGCUUUGAAAACUUCUGCAGCCUGCAGAGACCAAAGCACACAUUUUAAGCGCGCUCUACUAAAAUAUUAUUCGCACCAGUAUCUUCCUAACUAGGGAUUAAGUUAUGCGAUGCGCAUGGCCUAAGGGAGGCUCGGCCACUUCCGCUGCGAACCGAACCGGUGUCGUGCAGCCGCUGGUCGCGGUGGAGAAAAAGAACCAACCAACCUAAAAACUAUUUUGGGUGUGAUGGAGAGCCAACGAGGUGGCAAUUGACAGUUCAUCAAAAUAAUCAUCAUCACCAAGAAAUAAAAUAGCGUUGGAAAUUCAGCAAGGAUGGAUGGAUGGAUGGAUGGAUGGAUGUCCACAGGCGGCUUAGACUAAACCGGAGCGGGGGACCACAUCCAUCGCAUUCCAGUUCAUCUGAUGUGGAAUUAUUGUUAUUGAGGAGGGAAAAAAGGGAAAUAUCAGCGAUUUUGACCAGGCUAGGGGCUAGGGCUGGCUGUCCGAUUUUGAUUCUGGUCGGCUGACCCUUCUCUUCUGCAACCGUUCACCACCCUCAUCUGAAAUACGUAUGCAAGGGCGUGGGCAAGGCAGGCUAUAGGAGAUUAAUCUGCUACACCAUCACCGACGCGCUGGUGGCUAGCUUUUGUUCGUGAAGACAUGGAUGGGAUGGGGCUUCCAUCCUGGAAUCAUUGACUAUUGAUGUUCUGUCGAUUCAUUCAUUGAUUCAUUUAAUUGAGACGUCGGAUGAGUUUACGUCCUCAUCCUCUCUUGGCGUGUUUUCACUUAAAUUACCCCGCCAUGGUAUCUGUGUUUCGUCUUCGCAUGACCUCUUGGAGUGGUUUCGAUCCGCUAUGGAGGGGAGGGGUUGAUAUUGCGUCAUAGUUCACUAACUACACAGUAGUUACGAAAUCUAUGCUCUUUGAUUAGCAGGUUGAUGAUCUGUAAGAUUCUGGACAACCAGUUCCGCUUUUAUUACUUUUGGUUACUUAGCAUGAUUAUUUCUAGUGGUAGCUAGACAGUUUUCUCUCGUUUUCAAAGGCUGGUUGUCGUUUUCGGAAAGAAAAUGAAAAAAAGAAAGGUACAUGUACAUGUACAAACAAGGUAUGGAAGCAACUCUACUAUCCCUCAGCUAUGAUCAAGCUUUGCAUGGUACUACAUGAAUUGUUUACUAAUGUCUAACUACAUGUAUUUAUAUCCCAUCUAAAAUUCCCAUUGACUUCCUCAAUCACUCUCACUCCCCAUUCAAAAUAACCCAUGCUUAUCAUACUACGUAUGGAGUGCCAAACGUCGUGUUGUAAUUAACUGCUCUUCCCCGGUGGCCUGGAAACCUAUCGUGUCUCCCUAGUUCCUCAUCACGGAGGUCGGUCGAGCGGUAAGAGGUAUCCCGACUCUUCGAAGUUGUUGCACGCGGACGGAGGGCGGAGUUAAGAUAUAUCAUCAUGCCUGCCGAUAAACCUGCCCGUCGAUACAUCUUUGAUAUCGAUAUUUGCCGUGGAAUGGCGCAAGGUGUGUCGCGUGCUGAUACCAGUUCACUUAAACAUUAUCAGACAAUGUCCGGUGAGAUGGAAACUUGUGUCCGAAGAGGGUUCGACAGACCUUGCCUGGAGGCUGGGUGUCUCCAUGUGCGGAAAAGCCUACUCGAAACCACAUCCAUGCACCACGGCAUCGCCAUAUCUAUUGAUCACAAUAACCCUAUAAAAUUAAAGAAUACGAGAAUAAUAUGAAUUCGUCCAUAUCCCACGCGUUCACGAUACUGAGGCUGUUGGAUUUUACUGCACUUUCACCUGGGCCUGCUUCCAGAAAAGCCAAAUAGCCGAUAUGGCUAAUUUGCACCCCGCGACAAUCCACAGAGCGGGCGAAAUCCUCCCUGUGCUUUUGGCAAGGAAACCUCCAACGACUGCACCCCCAACAACGCCAAUGAUGGAGGUAAUGCGCUGGUUGCGCGCUUUGUUCGUGGUCAAUGGCUUCAAGAUCCCUGGCUCAGACCCCAGGUCAUAGUAAACGCUUGUCAAGACUGUUGUUGGGAGCUCGGGGAAGGCCAGUAGCCUGCUUACUGCCAUUUGGCCCGCGGAUUGGAAGGCGAGUAAGGCUAUUGGGAUAAGUUUAAGGAAAGCAUCGUUGUCAGUAGCCACGCCAGAAUCUUCGAUUGCACCUGACUGCAACAGGGCUGCUGCAACGCUGACGAGGAGAGUCUGAGAGCCGAAAUUGACGAGUAGAGUACGUCUGGUUUGGUGUCCAAAGUAUCGGGUUUUGGGAAAUACUACACUUCCCAAGAAGAAAGAGAAAAUUGAAACUAAGCCCUUAAGCCAAUGGUAUGUCGUUUGAUCGAGGGUGUCGGAUGCUCCCAAUCCCAUGAAGACGGUGUUUCCUGAGAGUUAUGGUGAUGUCAACAUUGGAAACGACUCGUUUUCUAUAAAAUCCAACAUAACAAACAUAUGUGGAUAGUAAAAAAAAAAAGGACUUACCCGUCUGCAUGCUAACAAAGCAACCCCAGGCUUUGUAGGCAGAGCUGUCGCUAAGACCUGAUAGGAAAUAGCAGACUAGAAAUAUUAGAUUUGCAUGUUCCGUAUUGAUGUCCUGAGCUAAAUAGCGCAGGAUCGACGGUCUCGAAUCUGUAUCGACAUGUAGUGGUUGCGGGUUUGCUUCCACAUCUCUGAGCUCUUCACCAUUUGCAGCCUGAGACAAGGUUUCUGAGUGUGGAUUGCCUGCCAUUGUGAUAUGUGUGUUAUGUUCGGUUAUACAACACGACACGACUAUCCUGAGGUCCUCCCAGCAACCCAAUUUGAAAAGGGCUAAAGGUCUACCCGAUAAUUAUUUUGUGUAUAGGCAGGCCCCUGUGUGUUUGACCAGGGGAGCAAGGUUAGGGGAAUCUGAUCUUGGAAAAGCGCAGAACGGUUAUUUCUCGCAAUGUCCCAUCUGUUGAGCAGAGUCUAUACACUAUGUCUGUGCCUCCUUUCUGUCCAUUUCUGAUAUUUUGGAUGCUGCUGUUGUCUCUCUGUGCGGAAGGAAGAGGGAAGCGACUGUGGAACAAAAAAGGGGUUUGAUAUCAUGUGACCGUGACCACCCCCUUUUUUUUGGAGGGGGGGAGAGACGACAUCCAGCAACCCUAAUGCCUUCAGCGCUCACUCAUAUGACUGGGUAGGAUUGAUAACAACCAGCGUGACAUUCGUAUAGUCAAGGGGUGACAUGGAUUGCUGAAAAAAAUAACCAAAAUCGUGCUUGCUUCUUGGUGCAGGUCUUUCGCGUCCGUCCAAACGAACUCAAGGCCCUCCCUCAACCGCUUAAAGGCACUGGAACAACCAACUAAACGCUAUUAUUUAUAUACGGAUAUACGUCCUGUGUUGAAGGAGUCGCCCCUAAAUACCCUGCGUUGUGAAGCGGGUUUCAUGUUGGAGUUAUUCAUAGUAUUGGAAGAAACUGUUGAGUCCAGGUCAGCCAACUUUUCCUGUGAGAGACCGAGCUCCUUAAGCACAUCGUCCGUAUGCUCUCCUAAAAGCGGAGGGUUGCUCCGAACGGAAGCUUCAGUGUUGCUAAACUUAACAGGAAAGCCUAUUUUAUAUUCCAUUUUAGUAAUUAAUCUCAAAAUUACGGCGAACGAUUAGGCUUGGGGGAACAUAACACUUACCUACGACCUUGAAAAUCCCAUCGACAGCAGCAUCGAAAUCGAUAGAUUUGACCAUUUCUCUAGCGUGAGUUUGAGUGUGGGUAAAUACCCUCUCUAGGCUGUUAAUUGGACCAUACGGUAUCCCGCUGUUCUCAUAGACGUCGAGCCAUUCGUCUGUCGUUUUGGUUUUGAACAAGUCGUACAAGAUGUUGUUCAGCUCACUUCGAUUUCUCACCCUUGAAUCGUUCGUCAGAAAUCUCUCGUCGGUUGCCAAAUCAGGCCUUCCCAUGCGCUCUGCGAGAACUCCGAAUUGUCUAUUAUUGGUUGCUCCAAGGACAAGGUAGGAAUCCUUGGUUUUAAAACCUUCGUAUGGAACGAUGCUCGGGUGAGCCGUCCCCCAUCGUUGUGCUUCUUGUCCCAUGUUUAGCCAACUGCUUGCAACAUUGAUUAGCAGUGAUAGCUGCGUUUCGAAGAGGGAUCCGUCUAGCUUUUGGCCUUUCCCAGUUCGAUGCCUAGCCUGCAACGCCGCCAUUAUUGCUCCGUGCAUAUACAAGCCCGUACACAGGUCUGUCAAGCCGAUUCCGGGUUUUGUAGGUGGGCCAUCUGCUUCACCAGUUAUAUGAAGGAGACCACCUUCUGCUGCUGCAAUUAUAUCGUAACCAGCGCGUUGGGCAUAUGGUCCUGCGGCACCAUACCCUAUGACACUGUCAAAUCGCUAGCCCAGAUAGCUUUGGAAGCAUCACGUACCCGAAAUACUGGCGUGGAUGACGGCAGGGUUUAUUUUCGAGAGAACAUCGUAGCCAAUGCCGAGCUCGUCCAUUUUUCCUGGGACGAAAUUUUCGACGCUUUAGAAUAUCAGCGCCGUUUCAGUCAUGGAUGGAUAUAGUCUAGGACCUACACUACGUCUAAAACUUUAACCAGAUCGAGGAGAAUCUCCCUGCCCUUUUGGCUCUUCAGGUUCAAGGCAACGGAACGUUUAUUCCGAUUUACACACGCGAAGUAACAGGAUAUUGCAUCCGUUUGCCACUUUUCGCCCUCUCCCUCUGUCCUCCAGUAUCUCGUGUCAUCCUUAUUUACAUCCCGCAAUUAGCUCAUAUUCAUAAUAUUUUCCAAACUCAAACACCAAACGACGAUUUAUACUCACACCUUUUCCAGGCUGCUCGACUUUAAUUACGUCUGCGCCAUAAUCUGCCAAUAUCUGCGUGCAAAACGGGCCCUAGGUUUAUUUUCCAAAAUGGAAAUAACUUAUUUUAAAUCCAUGCAGCGCCCCGAAAGAAUCACCCUUCCCUCCGUCGGGUGAGGUAGUCGAAGAGUAGAACUUCUGUGGAAGAUAUGGAGCCUGCUGAUACCUCGAGACAUUUGCCCUAUGAGUUAAACCCUUCCGUGCAAGAGUAAAUCUUAGGCUUGUCCUUUGCGAAUGAAAAAACCCCAUAGCCUUGAGCGCAAAUGUGAGCAGAUUCGAUUUUUUCAAAAUCCCUUAACCACUUAUAACAAUACUACUAUUAUAUUUAUGAUUGUUCGUUUUGAUGCACAGCAUCGAUUUUGACCCCAUCAUGAGCUUCGGUUCGGCAAUAUGCCAGUAAAACCUUCGGCAAAUCGGCAUUUGGGCAACCCCAGACCAACUUUCCCCGCGUUCGGUAACUAAGUCUUCCUGGCCGAACAAACUCUGGGGCCACUGCCGGCUCGGCAUUCCAAAAAAAAAAAGGUAGUUACAGCAUAUGCGCACCCGGAAGCAAAGAUGGUAUAGACUUCUCCACACCGAUAAAGAGGUGGUAAACACCGCUGCUGAAUUAAACACAGGCUCGAGUUGUCAUCUACAGCUUCACCUCUUCACCCACACUAUGUCUUUUCUCCCCCCUGCAAUCCGACAGGGACUGAUAUCAACGAGAUGCCUACGCGGCCCGAAAUACAUAUGUCCCCGUCUUUCGCAGCGUAUCGGACAUAGAUCCCUCCAUGCCAAAGCAACAGAAUACCUCCAGGCGCACGACCCCGACUGGACCGAGUCACAACGCACAAUCCGCGAAUCGAUAGCAAAAGUAUGCUCUAAAUUCCCCGAUGAGUACUGGCUAAAUGCCGAGGAGACGAAGCGCUAUCCACUCGAUUUCCAAGCUGCUCUGGCCAAAGAUGGCUGGCUGGGUGUCUGCAUGCCCACAGAAUUUGGCGGAUCCCAGUUGGGUAUCUCAGAAGCUGCCGUGAUGAUGCAGACCAUAUCCGAGUCCGGCGCAGGCAUGUCUGGCGCGUCAUCGGUGCAUAUGAAUAUUUUUGGUUUAGAGCCGGUUGUGAGGUUUGGUAAUGCAGAGCAAAAGCAGCGGUUCUUGAUACCGCUAAUCCAGGGCCGUGAGCGCGCCUGCUUUGCCGUUACGGAGCCUAAUACCGGGCUUGACACACUAAAACUACGGUCAAUGGCUACGCGAGAUGGUGACCACUACAUCCUCAGGGGCUCGAAGAUCUGGAUUUCUACCGCGCAACACGCGGAAAAGAUCUUAAUCCUCGUCAGGACCACCCAGUUGGACAAAGUUACAAAGCCAUCGCAGGGCCUCUCACUCUUCUACACGGAUCUCGAUAGGUCGCAGGUCGACGUUUCCGAGAUCCCCAAAAUGGGCCGUGCCGCCGUCGACACCAACACCCUCUUUUUCGAAAAUUGGAAAGUUCCCGCUGCUGAUAUGAUUGGCGAGGAAAACAACGGCUUCAAAAUGAUGAUGCACGGCAUGAAUGCCGAGCGCAUAUUGAUUGCCGCGGAGGCUCUAGGACUAGGCUACGCAGCCCUACGUCGGGCGGCUAUAUACGCGAACGAGAGACAGGUGUUUGGUCGCUCAAUUGGGCAAAACCAGGGCAUCCAGCACCCGCUGGCUGAUUCGUGGAUGAACCUGGAAGCUGCGCGGCUGAUGGUCUACCAGGCUGCUAGGAUGUAUGAUGCAGGAUACACAUCGGGCGAGUAUGCAAAUGCGGCCAAAUACUUGGCUGCUGAGGCGGCUUUUAGGGCGUGCGAGAGGGCAGUGAUGUCCCAUGGCGGUAUGGGAUAUGCGAGGGAGUAUCACGUCGAGAGAUACCUGAGGGAGGCUUUUAUUCCGCGCAUUGCCCCUGUUAGUCCUGAGAUGAUUUGUAAUUAUAUUGGGGAGAGGGUGCUUGGGCUGCCGAAGUCGUAUUGAUGUGGUUGGGUGGUUAGGUAGGUGGUACAGCAUGGAUGUCAACAUUUCGAUUUCAGCGGAAGGAAAACAAGACUGCGGAAUAUUCCUCCGUGAGAAGUUAAACUCGUACAUAUAAUCGAAACCCCCUAAUGGAUUGAUAUUUUACCUGUACUGUAGUAUGUGCCGUACCUUUCUAAGAGAAGCAUGCAGCUGGGCUCCAGAUAACUUAGAAACCAUCAAUAUUAAAUCUGCCCCUUGUGGAAUAUAUAGGGCAAUCAAUCGUUCAAUCCAUUAAGCUCACACAAUCACUCGAUUAACCCUUUUAUCACAACCUCCACACUUUCCUCCUUCAAACCAAGUCUAUCAUUCCACAAAAACUUGCGAAAAUCGCAGCAUGCGUCCUGGGAAUAGUAGGCUACCCGAAUCAAGUACCAGAUAACACUUAGCCCACCCCCUUCCAUUCAAGCUUCUCGUUCGCCUCGGAUAGUGUCUGCUUGAGAUCAAUCUUUCGUACAUUCCAUUUGCUCCCCGUGGCUUUCUCCAGCACGGUAACCAUUUCG